Molecule: messenger RNA, 1797 nt
Organism: Pseudophryne corroboree (corroboree frog)
Lineage: Eukaryota; Metazoa; Chordata; Amphibia; Anura; Myobatrachidae
Gene: SIRT6
Product: sirtuin 6
Exons: 8
Coding region: 78-1079 (333 amino acids)
Biological process (GO): negative regulation of transcription by RNA polymerase II
Cellular component (GO): nucleus
Molecular function (GO): NAD+ binding; transcription corepressor activity; histone H3K9 deacetylase activity, NAD-dependent
Source: RefSeq, a predicted model, not a curated record
GGCGUUUCCGUCGACGUCAAAUGUGCGCGACGGCCGCUAAGGACCCCUAUUAUUGUUUUUCCCGAGCGUCUUGAAAGAUGUCGGUAAACUAUGCAGCCGGCCUGUCGCCUUACUCUGACAAAGGGAGAUGCGGGCUGCCGGAGGUAUUUGAUUCACCAGAUGAGUUGCAUCGAAAGGUGGAGCAACUCGCCGACAUGGUCCGGAAAGCCUCAUGUGUUGUGUUUCAUACAGGAGCUGGAAUCAGCACUUCUUGCGGAAUCCCUGAUUUUAGGGGUCCUAAUGGUGUAUGGACAUUGGAAGAAAGGGGUCUAAAUCCAAAAUUUGAUACUACAUUUGAAACGGCCUGUCCUUCUGCAACCCACAUGGCACUUCUACAGCUGCAGAGUGUUGGUAUCUUGAAGUUUUUGAUCAGUCAAAAUGUGGAUGGGUUACAUGUGAGGUCUGGAUUCCCUAGGGAAUUUCUUUCAGAGUUACAUGGAAACAUGUUUGUUGAGGAAUGUAGCAAAUGUGGGACACAAUAUGUUCGAGAUUUUGUAGUGGGAACGAUGGGACUAAAACCUACUGGCCGACUCUGUGAUGUUCCCAAAGUAAGGGGCUUACGGGCAUGCAGGGGAAAACUGAAAGACACCAUACUGGAUUGGGAGGACUCUCUGCCUGAUAGAGACUUGAAUCUAGCUAAUGAAGCCAGCAGAAAAGCAGAUCUAGCCAUCACGCUUGGAACAUCCCUUCAAAUUAAACCCAGUGGGAAUCUUCCUCUUCUGACAAAACGCAAAGGGGGGAAACUGGUCAUAAUAAACCUGCAGCCAACCAAACAUGAUCGUUAUGCUGAUUUGCGAAUUCACGGAUAUGUAGAUGAGGUUAUAACACAGCUCAUGCAGCUUCUGGAUCUGAAGAUUCCUGUAUGGACUGGCUUUCCAACUGACACAGACCCAAGUAAGCCGGUCAUUAAAUCUGAGACGCCUCCCUACUACAGCAGAGGCCUGAAUUCUUCACAGUAUCAAAACGAGAAGAGGGAGUGUUGCAUUGAGGAGAAGCCCCACCUGCCAAAGCGUGCAAAAGUCGAGACCACUGUUGCAUGAAUGUAUAUUUCCAUUUGCAGUCGGGCUGCCUUUUUAAAGAAAAAAAAACAAAAAAAAACUAAUGCAGAUCCCAGGUGUGUGAACAGUGGGCAAAGUGCAUCUAAACCGGAGCAAAGUUAAACAAUCACAGGGAUUGCCCUGGAUAACAUUUGGAAUUCACUGCUGUGGAUUUUAGUUUUAUUGUGAGAUCUGUCAUUCCAUUUUAAAAGAAUACUUAAUCUUACAUUGUAUGAAAGAACAAAUAUUCACUGUAUAUAUGUAAAGGUUUCAGUGUGUCGAGUACAAAAUCCCAGCUUUCGGAAUCCUGACAGUUAGACUGACGGUGGAACCUGUCGGAGAGAAUCCUGAUGGAUCGCGUAAAGUAUUUAAAAGCUAGCACUAAUCCCAUCUCUUCCCAACCCCCCCCCCCAAUACCCCAGCACAGCCCAACACUAACCUCCCCUUCCCCCGCAGCCUACGCCUAACCCUACCCCCUGGGAUUCCGCUGUCUUUCUUCUGAUUUUCUGGAUCCUGACCGCAUCCGGUUAUAGUUACAGAGAGCAAAUGAGAUUAUCAAGUGCUUAGAAGAGUAAUCUUUUCCUGUAAACUGCUAAAAGUACAUUAAUUCUAAAAAGGAUGACCAAGAACAGUGGUUACGCCCAACUGCAUAGGAAGAAUAAUGCCCAAGAUGGUAAAGUUUCUAUAACAAAACAAUUUUAAUAAAUUGAUUUUUAAUGCA